AUGAGGUUGUUAUGCUGGAACUACCAAGGGCUUGGGAACCCUUGGACAGGUCGAAGCCUUCGCAAACUUGUGAGGGAACAAGCUCCCACUGUGCGUUUUCUUAUGGAAACACGUCUAGAUAAGGAAGGGUUUGAUAAUUUGUAUGGAGACUUGCAAUUUCAGAAUAAAAUCAUAGUUAAACAACCAAAUGCAGGAGGUGGAUUGGCUUUACUAUGGAAGAAGGAAGUUGGGAUGGAUCUGAUUAAUUAUUUGCCUAAUCACAUUCUGAUGAAGGUCACUGAAGAGGAUGGGUUUGUUUGGUUUUUUACUGGCUUUUAUGGUUGGCUUGAGGCUCAGAAUAAAGAAAAAUCUUGGCAUUUACUAGAACAUCUGAGGAGUUUUGUUAAUGGUGCAUGGCUUUGUGCCGGAGAUUUCAAUGCAAUUCUAAAUAGUGCAGAGAAGUUAAGUUUAAGGCCUCCUAAUUCAGCAGAGAUUGAUGCUUUCAGGACUGUGUUAGAUUCUUGUUCUUUGGAGGAUUUGGGAUACAGAGGGUAUACCUACACGUGGUCUAAUAAGAGGCCUAGUGUAGCUAAUACCAAAUUAAGACUUGAUAGAGCUGUGGCAACUAUGGAGUGGCAGGAAAAAUUUCCGAUAUCUACAGUUUCUCAUCUUCCACCCCAUGCAUCGGAUCAUUUGCCAAUUUUGGUGCAUGUGAAGAGUGUUCAAAGGUUUCAAAAAAAAUUUAAAAAGGGGUUUAAAUUUGAAGAAAAUUGGUUACUGUGGGAGGAUUGUGGCGGAGUGGUUAAAGAUGCUUGGGAGAUGGUGGGAGGGGGGGUGUCGGGCCUAGCUUCAAUAAAGGAGAAGAUUUAG
Quercus lobata is the source of this 849-nucleotide messenger RNA. RefSeq lists its product as uncharacterized. Gene Ontology annotation, molecular function: catalytic activity. Lineage: Eukaryota; Viridiplantae; Streptophyta; Magnoliopsida; Fagales; Fagaceae. The transcript has a single exon. The coding region runs from base 1 to 849 and encodes 282 amino acids. The record is from RefSeq and is a predicted model, not a curated record.